Molecule: messenger RNA, 3519 nt
Organism: Astyanax mexicanus (Mexican tetra)
Lineage: Eukaryota; Metazoa; Chordata; Actinopteri; Characiformes; Acestrorhamphidae
Product: cytochrome P450 2J4
Exons: 9
Coding region: 525-2219 (564 amino acids)
Biological process (GO): xenobiotic metabolic process
Cellular component (GO): cytoplasm; intracellular membrane-bounded organelle
Molecular function (GO): iron ion binding; heme binding; oxidoreductase activity, acting on paired donors, with incorporation or reduction of molecular oxygen, reduced flavin or flavoprotein as one donor, and incorporation of one atom of oxygen
Source: RefSeq, a predicted model, not a curated record
AAAAACAUUUAGCCAUGUCAGUUAUUCAUUUAGAUAUUUUCAUAAAAUAAUCAAGAAUUAACAAGAAUUCCCUGUCAACCCUGUCUUUUGGGUAACCACCCUAUAAUGAAAGUGACAUAUGACAUUAGUGACAUCACAACAUUCACACUGUCUUCUUUUUAAGGGACUAAUGACAUUUGCUGCAUGUUCAGCAAUAAAUCAUAUUAAUUUCUCUUAAUAUUUCUCAUAUAUCUCCAUAUUUAGGUGAUGUAAAGCUUAAGUUCUCAGCCCUGUUAUGGUAAAAUAUCAGGGUAAUUAAAAUGAUUUUAGAUAAUCAAAGUCUGCUUGUAAUUACAUGUGGAACAAUGCAUGCUAUUGAAAAGAUAUUCAAAAAUAUGAUUUUUUUUUGUAGUCUGAAGUCUUACACAUGUGAUAGGCAAAGAAUUCUAAAUCUUUAGUUUUUCUUUUUUAGGUUUUGAGGGCCAAAAAACACAGUACGUUGAUAAGUAAUUUGCCUGCUGGAAAGAGUAAUAAGGCUCUGUUAAAUGUAUCACCCCCCGCUGUCAGACAGUGUUACAUGUUUUUACUGGAGCUGGGUUAAAUUUAUAACCACCAAAACCAGGGCAAAGUACCACAGGUCAAACAGCACGCCCCCCGGUUCUCUCUGUAAAACACUCACCACUGAACUCAAACCCUACACACUCUGCCUAGUACCUGCCAUGGCUCUGGGGUGGUCUGUGUUGGUGUCUGUCUGGACUGGGAUGAAUUUUCAGGCUCUGCUUAUGUUUGUUCUGGUAUUCCUGGUACUUUUGGACUAUGUGAAAAACCGCAGGCCCAAAACAUUCCCACCAGCGCCCCCUGGCCUGCCUUUCCUGGGCAAUCUCUUUACCAUCAACUUUAAAAAGGCUCACAUUGACCUGACCCAGCUUUCUGUGCACUAUGGUAAUGUGUACAGUCUGCGGACAGCCCAAUCGUGGGUAGUGAUCCUGAAUGGAUACGAAACAAUAAAGGAGGCUCUUACUGUUCAAGGCGAGAACCUGGCAGACCGGCCUGAUUCAGUUAUCCGCACUGAAGUGUGCCAAAAUCUGGGGUUGAUACGUGCUAAUGGCUACUCAUGGAAGCAGCAGAGACGCUUCGCUCUUUCCACUCUCAAGUAUUUUGGAGUUGGGAAGAAGUCCCUUGAGGGAGCCAUCUUGGAUGAGUUCACAUACUUAGCCAGAGACCUCUCUGACAAGAAUGGUAAAGCCUUUGAUCCACAUCUGAUCACAAACUAUGCCAUAUCUAACAUCAUCUGCUCUCUGGUGUUCGGCCAUCGCUUCAAGUACGCUGACCAAAGAUUCAGAAAGAUGAUGCAGCUGUUCAGAGAGGCCCUGGAGCUCGAAGCUUCCAUCUGGGCUGAGUUGUAUAACUCCUUUCCGGUGGUGAUGGGGCUGCUGCCGGGGCCUCACCAGGAGGUUCUGAAGAACUGGGAGGUGGUGAAGGCCUUUGUGAGGACGGAGAUCGAGCAGCACAAGAAGGACAGAGACCCUAACGAGAACAGAGAUUACAUAGACUGCUACCUGACUGAGAUGGAGAAGAAUAAAGCAGAUGUGGCUGCAGGGUUUCAUGAGGAGAAUCUGGUCAUGUGUGCUGUUGAUCUGUUUGUGGCUGGAUCUGAAACGACCUCCACCACACUGCGCUGGGGCUUCCUCUACAUGGCCAAGUACCCAGAGGUGCAGGAAAAGGUUCAGGAGGAGAUAGACAGGGUGAUUGGUCAGUCACGGCAGCCGAGCCUGGCAGACAGAGCAGAUAUGCCCUACACGGAUGCAGUGCUUCAUGAGGUCCAGAGGAUAGGAAACAUUGUCCCUCUCAGCCUCCACAGAACAGCCGCCAAAGACAUCCAGAUCGGAAAGCACAUUAUUCCCAAGGGCACUGAGAUCAUUCCCAACCUGACCUCCGUCAUGUUUGAUAAGAGUGAAUGGGAAACGCCAGACACCUUCAAUCCACAGCACUUUCUGGAUAAAGAAGGGAAGUUUGUGAAGAGGACAGCGUUCAUUCCUUUUGGAGCAGGUAAACGAGUGUGUCUUGGGGAGAAUCUGGCUAAGAUGGAACUCUUCCUCUUCUUCACGUCCCUCCUGCAGAGAUUCAGCUUCUCUUUUCCUACUGGAGUGAUGCCCAGUAUGGAGUAUAGCCUGGGCGUUACUCUGAACCCUGCUCCUUACGAGAUCUGCGCCGUCCCACGCCAGCCAGAGCAUCACUGACAGAGGAAGACUGGGAAUGCUAUUCCUUUUAGCAACAGUUUUCAGAAAAUCAAAUGUGCACAAUUUUCUUUACAACCUAUUCUGCUGGUAGGCAGUCAUCAGUCCUAAUUACACUUCUGUGGCUUCAGGUGUUUUUAUUCUAAAUCUUAAAACUUUAAACAGUAAAGCUGGCCUUCUACAUUCUGCCCUAUUAAAACAAAACACAGAAUAAACCACUGUGUCUUUACAUGUAGAUACUAGAUACAGUAUCACAAAACAUGCAUCAUUAAAAUACCUAAUAUCUCCUUUAACCUCUACUGUCUUCUGAGCAUGUGAACUGUGACCGCUCCAAAUAUCCUCCACAAUAACUAGCUGACUGUUUAGUACUUUUGUCAUCGUCACUGACUUUUUUUUUUUUAGUGUAAUUAAGUUAUCUACUUUAGUAAAUUAUAGACAAAUCCUUCUUGAAGGGGCUAGAAAAACUUUUCACUAUGUUAUAUUUUUAGUCAUUUAGCAUUUUUGAAAACCAGUCAGUUUUAUUCAGAGACUGUAAAAAAAGAUGGACGUGGUGUCUCCGUUCCCAUUCAUUCAAUGAAAAUGAAGCCAAAAUCUUCCGCCAUGUUGGCGAUCCUGAAACCCGAGUCUGCGCAGUAGAGACCAGAGGAGGGAGAAAGACUGUGGAGAGACAGCCUACUCAUUUGAAUAGCCCCACCCCUAAGGGCUGCCUCGAGGUCACAGGCUGCAGAGCGGAGCGGAGCAGAGCUGACGGUCUGUUAAUUGUCCCGCCCAUAACCAGCCCUUUUACAAUAACCACACCUUUUUGAAUAGAGCUGAAUAACGUUUUAAAAAACGAAUUCUGUGGGGAUAUAAAAAAUUGACAAUAUAAGCAGAGGUUACACUAGCUGUUGUAUUUAAAUAAAGGAGGUAAAAUGACAGUAUAUUGGAAAAAAACGUGAUUGAAACCUAUGGGGAUGGGUGGAGUUACACAGCUUUCUGAAACCGAACAGCAGGGGGCGCCCGACCUGUGGUGUCUUCACUUUUGAGAGACGAUGCUCUGUCCAGCUAUAUACAGUCUAUGGUUUUAUUCAACUGCUCCAUAUUAUCCCAAUCACUCUAAUGAACUCCAACUCCCGAAAUAAUGGCCGCCACACAAAAUACUGACACUUAGGGUACAAUUUGGGUGUACUCACAUUAAUGUCUGUGUGUUAUUUUGAGGGAACAGCAAAUUUACACUGUUAUACAAGCUGUACACUGACUACAUUACACUGUAUCAAAGUGUUUAAUUAAAAUAUAUAAUAAAAUAUUGACAAAAAUGUGCUCA